Messenger RNA from Juglans regia (Persian walnut), 729 nucleotides. RefSeq names its product late embryogenesis abundant protein ECP63-like. The record is from RefSeq and is a predicted model, not a curated record. Lineage: Eukaryota; Viridiplantae; Streptophyta; Magnoliopsida; Fagales; Juglandaceae. The coding region runs from base 1 to 729 and encodes 242 amino acids. The transcript has 4 exons.
AUGAAGAACGGCAAAAUUGGACAUGGAAGCUUAUCAGUCACAACAACAGUAGCAGGAAGAGCGCCCGGUAUCAUUGGGUUUGUGUUAAAGGCAGUUGAGCAUGCCAAAGAAGCUGUUGUUGGCAAGAGUUCAGAAACUAUGGAAUCGACGAGGGAGACCACCGAUAAAGCAACUAAGAAAGCAAGGGGGGCAAAGGAUGUUGUGGCAGAGAAAGUUAGGGACACUAAGGAUGUUGCAAUAAAGAAGUCCAAGGAGUACAAGGACUAUACGAUUAAGAAGGCGAGGGAGACAAAAGAUGCGGUGAGGCAGAAGAUUGAGGAAGAACGAGAUGAAAUGGAGAGGGAAGAGUUACAGCAACAACUAGAGACGCCAAGUAUCAUUGGCUUUGUGUUGAAGACCGAAGAAAAAGCUGCUGAGAAAGCUAAGGAGGCAAAGGAUGCUACAGCAGGGAAAGCAAGGGAGUCUAAGGAUACUUCAAAGAAGUCGAAGGAGUACAAGGACUAUAUGACUGAGAAGGAAAGGAAGACCACAGAUGCAACGAGGCAGAAGUUGGAGGAGUAUACUGGGUCGAAGAAGUUGGAAAAGUUGGAGAAGUUCAAGGCAUAUAUUAAGUUCCUACAUAUGCUGUUUGAGAAAAUUCCAGAGCAGGAACCAACAUCACCCCCUCCCUUAAAAAAGGGCAACAAAUACCUCAAGCUGCUCAUUUUGUUUACCAGCAUCAGCUUCUGA